CUAAACAAAAACAUUUGCGGAUAAGUCGCGAUAAUGCAAAGCACACCUUGGGCUACGGCUAAGCUGUGUAUGCACAGUGAGAACGGAUAACUGUCCCUCUUCUUCUAUUCUUCUUCUUCUUCUUCUUCUUCUGCUGUCUGUCUCUACGACAAUGGCGAAUUCUGCAACUUCACCUCCAAUUUCCUUCUUCUCAUCGUCAAUUUUCCUCACUACUACUUCUACUCAUCAAAACCCUAAAACUCUCUUCUCAACCUUCAAACCCAUCUCUCUCAAACCCCUCUUUCACUGUCCCAACCACACCUCCCCAAUUCGCUCUGAGCUCGCUACUCUCCCAAUCCUCUCCUUCGACGGUUCCAAAAUCGGCGAAACCACUCUCAACCUCAAGUCUGCCCCACCGGAAACCUCACGCGCCGUCGUCCACCGCGGCAUCAUCACCGACCUCCAGAACAAGCGCCGCGGCACCGCCUCCACCCUCACCCGCGGCGAAGUCCGUGGCGGCGGCAUCAAACCCUAUCCCCAGAAGAAGACCGGCCGCGCCCGCCGCGGCUCCCAGCGCACCCCCCUCCGCCCCGGCGGCGGCGUCGUGUUCGGCCCUAAACCUAGGGACUGGACCAUCAAAAUCAACCGCAAGGAGAAGAGAUUGGCGAUUUCUACGGCGAUUUCGAGCGCGGCGGUGAAUACGGUGGUGGUGGAGGAGUUUGGGGAUAGGUUUGAGAAGCCGAAGACGAAGGAGUUCAUUGCGUUGAUGAAGAGGUGGGGGAUUGAUCCGAAAGAGAAGUCGUUGUUUCUGAUGACGGAGGUUUCCGAGAAUGUGAAGCUUUCGAGUCGGAAUAUUGGGACUCUGAAGAUGUUGACGCCCAGGACAUUGAAUUUGUUUGAUGUUUUGAAUUCGGAUAAAUUGGUGUUUACACAAGCUGCUGUGGAUUAUUCACCACUUUCCACCACCGCUGAUGACAUAUACGAGUAA
Messenger RNA from Camellia sinensis, 967 nucleotides. The record is from RefSeq and is a predicted model, not a curated record. Lineage: Eukaryota; Viridiplantae; Streptophyta; Magnoliopsida; Ericales; Theaceae.